CGGAGAGGAAUGCCUCCCAAAGGGGGUGGGGAGAUACUCUUUGCUUGCCCAGUGAGAAAGGUCUUGCAGCCUAUUCAGUUCACAGACCCUGGCAAAAUCAAACGCAUCAGAGGAACUGCAUACUCUGUCAGAGUGUCACCACAGAUGGCAAACAGAAUGGUGGAAUCUGCAAGGAGCAUCCUGAAUAAAUUCCUCCCAGACGUUUAUAUCUACACAGAUCAUAUGAAGGGGGUCAGCUCUGGAAAAUCACCCGGUUUUGGCAUGUGCCUUACUGCAGAAACCAUCAAUGGCACUAUUCUCAGUGCUGAGCUAGCCUCAAAUCCUCAGGGCCAAGGAGCAGCUGUGCUUCCCGAGGAACUUGGCCAGAACUGUGCUAAGCUGUUGCUUGAGGAAGUCUACAGGGGAGGCUGUGUAGAUUCAACAAAUCAGAGCCUUGCUCUGCUCCUCAUGACCCUUGGACAACGGGAUGUUUCCAAAGUCCUGUUAGGACCUCUGUCUCCAUACACGUAA
Molecule: messenger RNA, 510 nt
Organism: Phaethon lepturus (White-tailed tropicbird)
Lineage: Eukaryota; Metazoa; Chordata; Aves; Phaethontiformes; Phaethontidae
Gene: RCL1
Product: RNA terminal phosphate cyclase-like 1
Exons: 4
Coding region: 10-510 (166 amino acids)
Biological process (GO): endonucleolytic cleavage of tricistronic rRNA transcript (SSU-rRNA, 5.8S rRNA, LSU-rRNA)
Cellular component (GO): nucleolus
Molecular function (GO): RNA endonuclease activity
Source: RefSeq, a predicted model, not a curated record